AUGAAACCAUGGUCAAGCUAUUGCAUCAACGAUCCUGCAUAUGCUUUGGGGAGGGGAGGGGGCUUCAAAAAAGUGUGCGCUUUGUAUGCUCGUGAAAUUGUCGAUAAUUUUGAACAACCCUGUAAAGAAAGGACAACCGAUAUAUUGAGUGAAGCUCCUCAUAGACCUGUAAGAAGAGCUCAGGCUAUUGAAGUAGUGGAUUCAGAUAAUGAUGAAGAUGAAGGUGGUGAUGUCGAAGAGUUGCUACAGUCGGAUAUUAGAUGGGAGCAGCACUCUGUCAUUUCCAGUUCCUCUUCGUCUAACCGAGAUGUCCAACCAUCUCAGGCUGUUAUUUUAGGUAUUACAUGUCCUGUGUGUAUGGACAGUGCUGAUCAGAUAUUGGCUGACAAGAGGAAAUUGGUAUCAACAACUUGUGGUCAUGUUUUCUGUGGAAAGUGUAUCCGAAGUGCUAUUCGGAGACAGCACAUGUGUCCAACAUGUCGAAAGCGCCUCUCACUGAAACAGUUCCAUCCCAUAUAUCUUACGUAA
Molecule: messenger RNA, 528 nt
Organism: Corticium candelabrum
Lineage: Eukaryota; Metazoa; Porifera; Homoscleromorpha; Homosclerophorida; Plakinidae
Product: E3 ubiquitin-protein ligase RNF4-like
Exons: 4
Coding region: 1-528 (175 amino acids)
Source: RefSeq, a predicted model, not a curated record